ACCGACCAAGCGAUGGCAUCGUUUUAGUUGGCAGUUAACAGUCACCGGACUCGGGUGUUGGUGAGAAUAUACUCCGCAGUGGCGUCACUAUCGAAGAGCAAGGAGAUCAGGUGGUUGAAACGUUUCGUCGUGGCGGUUCAUAUCUGAGGUGCGUGCGUGUUAGGAUUUUCGCGAGUGAUUGUUUGCCAAUAUUCCACACGGUCUGUGGCGCAAACCGGAUGGUCUUAUCAUCCAGUGAAGCGUGCGAUACUCCAUAGUGUCUGGCUUCCCAACUUAUGCGUACCGGGAGGUUGGUGGAUGCUGUGAGGGAAUGUUCCAUUGAGAGGACUAGCCGUGCAGCGUGAUACCCGCUGAAGGAUCUAGAAACAAAGAUCUGAUACCACAGAGAAGAAUACUCAAUCAACUUUCGACAAGCUAAUCAGCACAUCAAGUGACCGUGUUUUUGAAUCAAGAGUUUAGAAAUAGAAAUUACCCGAAUUGCACGAGUGACUGCAGACUACCUACGACGAUCUUCAUCUCGGUACGUUUGCGUUUAUUUUCGUAACAAAUCUGUCGCUGCUCGACGGAAGAUCUUGGUAAAUAUUGUGGUCGAAAGAUUUCAAGAGUGCGUUAUUUUUAAACAACAAGUAUUCCGGAAAACCCAUAUUCUGCGGAAGAAAACAUUCGACCGUUAGCAUCAUGUUUCCGACAACGGCCAGCCUGGGCAAGUUCUACAACCGUUUGAGCAUACUGAUAACCGUUUUCAUUACUGUGAAUCUCGCAAAGAUCAGGGCGGAAAAUUGCGGCCAGGAAGAGCUGGCAACAUGUGCGCGGCCCUUUCAGGUGCUACAGUCAUCGACGGACCUAUCGAUAGCGACCAAAAAAGAGGAGUUGGAUAAAAUAUGCCCCGAUUUGACGAGGGGCCUACACUGCAUCCGGAGCUACACCCGGCGAUGCAUGACUCUGGAGCAACGUAAUCGUUUCAAUAAACUCUAUAAUGGCACCCAUCAAUUCGUUCGAGAUCUAUGCAGAGAAGGUCCCUACCAGAACGAAUUCCUGACGCACGCCCCCUGCCUGCAGCGGGUACGACCGGACUACGAAGUAUGCGGCCGGAAAUACCACAACACGGUAUCGGUCAUAACGCAACACCAGCAACAGCAGCAGCAGCAUCACCAAGCCCGUCACGAAAAACAUCACCAGCAGCAACCAAAUCAUCACACCACGGCCGGAAGAGACGCCGAAGCGGACGUGCGGACGGUGUGCUGUUCGUUCAUCGAGUAUCUGGACUGUUCGGAAAGCGUGGCCAAGAAAACAUGUGGGCGGGAGACGGCUAUGUUCACGCGUGGAUUUCUGGACAAAAUGUCGUCGAAUCUGAUAAAUAUGUACUGCGAAGAUUACUACAACUCCAACAAGUGCCCCUCGACGCAGUCUGCCGGCAUCAGCACCAAACCCAACAGCAUCACAAGCUUCCUGGCGCUUCUAGUUCCAAGUGCACUGUCCUUCAUGAGCACGUAUUUCUCCGGGUUUAGCCUACUUCGGUUACGAUAAGACCACGUUGGGUGACACCCAAUUUGUAAACUCCUCAGAAACACAUCUCAGUGGGCCCACGUGACCCAAACGGUCAAAGCCGUUCUAAUCUUGAAGGGCUCUCGUCUUGCUCACCUAAUCUUCCCACGCAUGCUGCUCAAUCAUUUUGAAGAUGUACAUUACAAAUUUGUUGGCAUAGGUUAUGUAACACAAAAAAUUCGAGACGCGAGUUUUCAUUACAAGUUGAAAACACUAUAUGCAACGCUGCAGCUAAUACGCAAACGAGAGUGCAAUUAGUAUUAAUUAAUUUAUUGACUUGAAUUAGUGGCCAGGGUUGAGGUGUUCCUACCCAGUUUACAGUUCAUUUAUUAGAUCUGAAAAAAGAUGGGUCACAAAAAGGGCGUCAUUAGAGUUGUUGAGUUGAUAGACUUCAGUUGUGUCGUAGUGGUCAACCAACAUACUGAGGAUGAUUAUUGAGAAACCGUUCCGUCUUUAUUAGUUUUAGAGUGCGUCAGGUUAGAUAAGGUCAGUUCAAGAAUUUAAUACUGUUAAGUUGAUCAAGAUUGCAAAUGAAGUGUACAUAUAAGAAUUUACGUUGCUUAUGAUAAUAUAGAUAAUUACAACCGUAGCUUUAGGUAGAACUAUACUAAAAUGCUGAGUCAACAUUAUACUGCAAUACCUUUACUAAACAAAACCCAUUCGUAUAAGACAAACUAGUGAUACCUAGUUGCAGUGUUAAAGCGAAUUUCAAAAUGAUGUAACAUAUUUCCCAUAAACUGAAACCAAAUAUUACACGAUAAGCCAUUGAAAAUAGAUACCAUUGAUUUUUGAAAAAAUA
Messenger RNA from Aedes aegypti (yellow fever mosquito), 2344 nucleotides. RefSeq lists its product as uncharacterized. Lineage: Eukaryota; Metazoa; Arthropoda; Insecta; Diptera; Culicidae. The transcript is spliced from 4 exons. The record is from RefSeq and is a predicted model, not a curated record. Bases 679 to 1527 code for a protein of 282 amino acids.